AUGUGUGUCUUAUCGACACCGGACGAUUUUGAAGCCGUCUCGGGUCAUAAAAGGAGCAUCGGCGACUCCGACAAUGCAACUUGGCUGCAAUCCUCCACGCCGACUGAGCCGGACAAACAGAUUUUCCCUAAAAAUGGGUCCUGGCGGAAAAUUAAAGUUCUUUUCUACUUUGUUGUUGAACUGACCAUUCUCGGCGGCUAUGGCCUCAAACGAGUCCAGGCAGAUCACGCGGAGCGUGGCCCUCAUAGGCGUCCAAAAACCGGGUUAAGCUGUGGCUAG
Messenger RNA from Dibothriocephalus latus, 279 nucleotides. Lineage: Eukaryota; Metazoa; Platyhelminthes; Cestoda; Diphyllobothriidea; Diphyllobothriidae. The record is from the annotation of a GenBank genome assembly.